This is a messenger RNA of Neocloeon triangulifer, 1595 nucleotides long. Its product is annotated as probable cytochrome P450 305a1. Bases 77 to 1549 code for a protein of 490 amino acids. Lineage: Eukaryota; Metazoa; Arthropoda; Insecta; Ephemeroptera; Baetidae. The transcript is spliced from 9 exons. The record is from RefSeq and is a predicted model, not a curated record. Gene Ontology annotation, biological process: xenobiotic metabolic process. Gene Ontology annotation, molecular function: iron ion binding; oxidoreductase activity, acting on paired donors, with incorporation or reduction of molecular oxygen, reduced flavin or flavoprotein as one donor, and incorporation of one atom of oxygen; heme binding. Gene Ontology annotation, cellular component: cytoplasm; intracellular membrane-bounded organelle.
AAGGCUAAAGGUUGUUCUCCGCCCAUCAGUCCAGUCACGCCGCCACCCAGCUGGCCUUAUCUCUCGUUGGGCCAAAAUGAUCACCUUGGUCUUGGUAUGCAUUGCUCUACUGCUCCUUAUCUUGUAUGCGCCGCUCAAACCGAAGAAUUUCCCUCCAGGCCCCCCUUGGUUGCCAUUUGUCGGCUGCGCGCCCCAGUUGAAGAGUUUGACCAAAAAACUCGGUUUCCAACACAAUGUGUUCCUAUGGCUGUCGGAGAGAUUCAAAUCUCCGGUGGUCGGUCUACGGCUGGGCAGUCAGUCGGUCGUGGCCGUCAGUGGCUACCACGCCGUCAAGCAGAUUUUCACCAGAGAGGAGUUCGAAGGACGCCCGGACACCUUUUUCAUAAGAAUGAGGUCGAUGGGCACCAGAAAAGGUAUAACCUGCACUGACGGCGCGCACUGGCAAGAGCAGAGGAGCUUUGCGGUGCGCCACCUGCGCAGCCUAGGCUUUGGCAAAAGCACCAUGGAAUGCAUGAUCAGGGAUGAAGUCUCAAGAGCAAUCUCUCAAUUCGACCAAAAUAUUGGUGAACCAGCUUUUGUCGAUUUUGCUCAGGGCGUGAUGUCUGUGUUGUGGGAGCUGACCGCGGGCACAAAGUUCAGCGACGACGACCCGUCUCUCGGACGACUGCUCGAGCUCAUGAAGAGACGAGCUCGUUCUUUUGACAUGUCCGGAGGGGUGCUGAGCCAGUUUCCGUGGCUCCGCUUCGUCGCUCCCGAUUCCAGCGGCUUCAACCUGCUCAACACCGUCAAUAGCGAGCUGAACGCUUUCUUUAUGGAGACCAUUCGGAGCCACAAAAAAUCUCACUGCUCAGAUGAGCACCGUGACCUGAUCGACGCCUACUUGACCGAGAUUGAAAAGCGCAAAGGCAACCCUGAGUCUACUUUUUCUGAUGACCAACUGGUCAUGGUGGUUUUGGACAUGUUUGUUGCCGGCUCAACAACCACCAGCACAACUCUAGACUUCAUUUUCUUAUAUUUGGCUCUAAACCCCAGAGUGCAGGAAAAGGCAUUUGCUGAAAUUUCCAGUGUGAUUGGGACGCAACUUCCCCCUUCUUUGGCUCACCAGUCAAAGCUGCCUUAUACCGGUGCUGUGAUUCAAGAGGCGAAUAGAUUGAGCUCCAUUGUCCCCAUUGCAGGACCAAGAAGGGCACUCAGGGACACAGACCUUGAGGGAUACUCAAUUCCGAAAGACACUACUAUUUUGAUCAACCUGUGGUCAUUACACCAUGACUCAGGACACUGGGGAGACCCUGAGGAAUUUAGGCCGGAGCGUUUUAUCAAAAAAGAGGGAGUCCUGGAGAGUGACGAGUGGCUCAUGCCUUUCGGGCUUGGGAGGAGAAGAUGUUUGGGUGAAACCUUGGCCAAAAGCUACAUUUUCAUGCUGGUGGCCGCUGUGGUGCAGAAGUUUGUAAUCUCUACACCAACAUUCAAUGCCAUUCCGCCAUCGCUACCAGGAAUCAUUGCAUCCUGCCCAAAACACCAACUAGUAUUCAAGGCUAGAAAUAGCUAAUUUUUGUUAAACAGAAUUAAGAGAUUUCAAUAAAAAAAAAUAUAGU